Molecule: messenger RNA, 1391 nt
Organism: Hibiscus syriacus
Lineage: Eukaryota; Viridiplantae; Streptophyta; Magnoliopsida; Malvales; Malvaceae
Product: ethylene-responsive transcription factor ERF110-like
Exons: 3
Coding region: 1-1260 (419 amino acids)
Biological process (GO): ethylene-activated signaling pathway; regulation of DNA-templated transcription
Molecular function (GO): DNA-binding transcription factor activity; DNA binding
Source: RefSeq, a predicted model, not a curated record
AUGAAAAUUCACCAGCUUCUGAGAAUUCAUAAUCCACAUAACUCAGGCCUUUCCUUCAUUUCAAACCCCAAAGAUUGCUUUGUUUUUUUUUUCACCUACAAGGUGGCGCACCAGAGGAGGUCCGGUGAGUUCAUCAGGUUUCCCCCUGUUGAAGGUGGCGACUCCGGCCACCACAACCACCAACAGCAAGAAGAAGAGGAUGGUUUCCGACAAGAGAACAGGGAUGAUGAAGCAGACAUGUUUUUCCGACAACAAAGUCAUCAAGCAAGCGAGAUGUCGGCAAUGGUGUCUGCCUUGACACAUGUUGUCUCAGGCCAAAGAGUUCCUGCUAGUGCUUGGCCUUGUGGUUACCCUACUGAUUUAGACAACUGUUUUGGACAUACACAAAGUGGCUCGGCUGCCGGUUCUGGUCCAUGGAAUAUGGGUCGGAAAAGAGGGCGUGAAGAAGAGAUCAUGGCUCAGUUGGUUGAGCCUGAACCAGGGGAUCAAACAGACUCCUAUGCUGGUUCAUCAUCCGCUGCAACUUCUGUUGCUGAAGAAACUGUUGCUGCACCAGCCACGGCGGAGACUACCUGCGACACGGUGGCGGUGUCGAACGAAGAAUCCGACGAGCGGCGAAGGAGAUACCGAGGCGUAAGGCAAAGGCCAUGGGGGAAAUGGGCGGCGGAGAUACGUGAUCCGAACAAAGCAGCUCGAGUUUGGCUAGGAACAUUCGAAACGGCGGAAGCCGCCGCAAGAGCCUACGAUGAAGCGGCGUUGAGAUUCAGGGGAAACAGGGCAAAGUUAAAUUUCCCGGAGAAUGCCAGGGUUUUCCCUCGACCGGUGCAGGAUUCUCCGGCCACCCAAACACCGAUUCCUGCUUCUCUAACAACUCAUUUUCCGUCAUAUUACCAAUCCCCAAAUCCUCUUCAGAGCUCCGCCGCCGAUAUGAUGAGAGAUUAUUGGAACUACUCUCAGUUUCUACAGAGUUGUAAUGAUUUCAAUGAGCAACCAGCUACGAGCUUGCUAAACCAUAUGAUCCAAUCGUCUCAGUUACCCAAUAUUCAACCGCCAUUGUUAUCUUCUUCUUUGUCACCACCACUUCAUCUGCCGCCUUCAUCGUCUCCCUCUGCUUCUUUACCUCUGUUUUCUGCUGAGCAGCACCAAAUGGGCAUUUUCAGGCCGCCGUCUAGUCAAACUCCGACUAGAGGAUUAGUUUCUCCUCCUCCUCCGCCGCCGCCAUGGUCUCAUUCUACUAGCCAUUCUUCAUCCACCGGUUAAAAUAUUUAAGAGUUAAUUGUACAAAAUGUCUCAAAUUAUGACCCAAAUUUUAAAAUGGUCCUCAAACUUCAAAAUACCCCAUCUCACGUCUGAUUUGAAGCUUAUGAUUAGACCGACUGAUGAUCCAACAA